CCCAACACCAGCACACACACACACACCACCCCAGUAACCGACUGAUUGGUGACUGCAACACCAUGGGCGACGACUACUUGGGCGGCGAUGCGGACGGCCACUCCUACCCCUCGCCCAGGUCCUACGCCCUCAGCGGCAGGAUCAUGCUCAGCGCCAUCAUCAUCCUCUUCUUCGUCGUCGUCGUCAUGGUCUCCCUCCACCUCUACGCCCGUUGGUACCUCCUCCGCAGCCGCCAACGCCUCCGCCGCAACCGCCUCAACCGCCGCACCCACAUCGUCCUCUACGCCGACUUACCCACCCCCUCCGCCUCCCGCGGCCUCGACUCCUCCGUCCUCAAGUCCCUCCCCGUCUUCACCUUCUCCUCCGCCUCCCGGAUCGGCGGCGCCGGCGAGGCCCCGUCCGAGUGCGCCGUGUGCUUGUCGGAGUUCGAGGACGGCGAGGCGGCGCGGUUGCUCCCCAGGUGCAAGCACUCGUUCCACGUCGAGUGCAUCGACAUGUGGUUCCACUCUCACUCCACUUGCCCCAUCUGCCGCUCUCCGGUUGAGGCGGCGGGCGAAGAAUUCGUCGCCAUCGCGGUCGCUGACCGGCCCGAGGCCGGCACGAGCUCGGGCCUGUGCUCGUCGUGCCGGCACGGGGAUGCGCCAGGGAUGGCGGCGGCUUCUUCCUCGUCGGCCGAGGCCCCGCCGCCUUCCGGACGGAGGAAGCCGCCGGAGUUGGGCGGAUUUUCCAUCGAGGUGCCGCGGUGGACCGACCCGGAGGACGAGCCAAGGUGCGACACGCCGGCGAGCCGGCUCAGGUCGCCGGUGAGCCGAAUGCUGUCUUUCAGGAGGAUUUUGAAUCGGGAGAGGUGGGGAGCAUCUCACCGUCGGCGGCGGCGGCUGCGGCGGCGGCGCCGGUGACGAACGUGGCUGAUUGUGGGCCUCCUGCUGCGGCGACCGAGGUGGACGUAGAGCGAGGAUUGUCGACGGUCGCGAGAGGUGAGACUCGCCAAAACUCGGUGGCGUAAGGUCGAGUCGUGAAGGUGCUGACGUGGCGAUCAUUUUGCCGUAUGGGAAAGAAAGAAAGAAAGAAAGAAAGAAGGGAAGAAAAGACAUUCGGCGUCUAGCGUGUCAGAGAGUCAAAAAAGCUUGAAGGUGUAGGUGGACCCGCGGUCGGGAUCAAGUUUCGGACACGUGGCAGCCUUGCAGGGCAUUGUCAGUUGCUCGCAUCGCAGCCCUUGUUGAC
Rhodamnia argentea is the source of this 1224-nucleotide messenger RNA. Its product is annotated as RING-H2 finger protein ATL2. The coding region runs from base 63 to 899 and encodes 278 amino acids. The record is from RefSeq and is a predicted model, not a curated record. The transcript has a single exon. Lineage: Eukaryota; Viridiplantae; Streptophyta; Magnoliopsida; Myrtales; Myrtaceae.